Alternaria rosae is the source of this 835-nucleotide messenger RNA. RefSeq lists its product as uncharacterized. NCBI's taxonomy places the organism in Eukaryota, Fungi, Ascomycota, Dothideomycetes, Pleosporales, Pleosporaceae. The record is from RefSeq and is a predicted model, not a curated record. The transcript is spliced from 2 exons. Bases 128 to 751 code for a protein of 207 amino acids.
CUGUCCAUCACUCGCCGGUAAUCCAAGAGGGUCGUGAUGCGGCGGGCACACCAGAAAGAAUAGACAACUACGAUUAGAACAAGAAGGAAAGGGGCAUGGAUCGAUUACUACAAGACACGAAAAGGAAAUGCGUCGUGUUGUGCUUCUUGCAAGCAAGUAUUACCAUGUUAAUCUCAAAGUGCGCUUGGGCCUUGGAAAGAGGAGCGCAUUCCUUAUGCCCCCUCUCACUUAUGCCGCCCAACUUCCAGGCUUGCCACCGGACUGUCUGCCCAGUCUGCCUACAUAUUUAUCAUGCCAUCAGAGCCCUGGAGUGUCCAAGACGUGUCUCGACCCAAUGGCAGCAGCCUCUCGCAUCACGGCUGAGCGCCUGAAUUCUGCUUCACAGGCUACCCCAGCGCGUUCCAUCGCCAACUCAUCUCCACCUCACCUCCUAUCUCCUCUUGGGUCGCCUAAUUUGAAGAACCUACUCGACCUGCUCCCAUGGUCAAACGCCAUCAAAGUGUUUAGUAGAGAGUUCGGUCACGCUUUUGUUCCGUCGCUACGCCAGUUACUUGUCGCCAACUCAACCAUCACGGCAUCAUAUACCACUAUUUCAGCCCAUUCUUUCACAUACGACCACAGAAUCUUGAGAUCACGGCUUCCCGUCCGCUCAGCCCUAGUUAAGCAAGAUAUCGGCGGAUUAGUAGUCAGGUGGGUGACCACUGGCGAAUCCCCGCUGUUGUAUGUUUUUGCCUUUUUGCUUCGAUGUUGAACUUUUGAACAGGUAUUUACGUGCGUUGACAUGCUCCCGGAUACCCGAGUAUGUCCCGAUGUCUUAAUACAAGACCUGCGUAGA